AUGACACGAGUAGUAGUAACAGGUAUUGGAAUCAUAUCACCAUUAGGUGUUGGAUUACGGCACAAUUGGAAAAGAUUAAUAGCUGGAGAAUCGGGUUUAAUAUCAACUUCAUCAUUACCAAAUUAUACAAAAGAUGGUUGGGAUAAAAUUCCAUCAAAAGUUAUUGGGAAAGUUCCCGAAGGAUCAAUAAAAAAUGGCCAAUGGGAUCCAUUAGAACAUUUUGAAAAGGGAGAAAUUAGAAGAUUAGCUGAAUUUAGUCAAUAUGGAUUAGCAUGUACUGAAGAAGCAUUACAAAAUUCGAAAUUAAAUUUAUCAAAUGAAAACCCACAAAGAAUUGGAAUUGCAGUAGGAAGUGGGAUUGGAUCAUUUCAUGAUAUUUAUGAUAAUUCAAUUGCAUAUCAUGAAAAUGGAUAUAAGAAAGUACAACCUUUAUUUAUACCCAAAUUAUUAAAUAAUAUGGCAGCUGGAAAUAUAUCAAUAAAAUAUGGUUUAAAAGGUCCAUUACAUUCAGUUUCAACUGCAUGUGCUACUGGGUUACAAGCUAUUGGUGAUGCUUAUAAUUUUAUAAAAUUAAAUUAUGCAGAUGUAAUGAUAUGUGGAGGUACUGAAAGUUCAAUUCAUCCAUUAGCUUUAUCGGGUUUUGCAAGAGCUAGAUCGGUUGUAACUGAUUUUAAUGAUGAACCUACAAAAGCAAGUAGACCUUUUGAUAAAGAAAGAAAUGGGUUUGUAUUAAGUGAAGGUUGUGGAAUUAUGAUACUUGAAAAAUUGGAUCAUGCUUUGAAAAGAGGUUUAACUAAAGAUGACAUUUAUGGUGAAGUAUUAGGUUAUGGGGUAUCAGGUGAUGCGUAUCAUAUAACUGCUCCAAGAGAAGAUGGAGAAGGAGCAUUUAAUGCAAUGAAUCAAGCAUUAGAAAGAGCUGAAUUAGACCCGUCACAAAUUGACUAUAUAAAUGCUCAUGCAACAUCAACGGUUAUUGGAGAUAGAGCUGAAAAUAAUGCAAUGAGUAGAUUAUUUCCUGCAAAGACUUUAGUUUCUUCAACAAAAUCAUCAAUUGGUCAUUUACUAGGAGCUGCUGGUGCUGUUGAAUCGAUAUUCACAAUCAAUGCUUUAAAAACUAAAGAAAUUCCACCAACUUUAAAUUUAAAUGAUGUUGGAGGUAAUGAAAAUGAUGAUAAAAAUAAAUUUAUAUUUGAUUAUGUGGCAAAUAAAGCUAAAACUAAUAUUGAUUUAAAUUAUACUAUGUGUAAUUCAUUUGGUUUUGGUGGUGUAAAUAGUUCCUUAAUUUUUGGAAAAGUGUAA
Lodderomyces jiufengensis is the source of this 1299-nucleotide messenger RNA. RefSeq names its product fatty acid synthase (gene CEM1). The record is from RefSeq and is a predicted model, not a curated record. Gene Ontology annotation, molecular function: 3-oxoacyl-[acyl-carrier-protein] synthase activity. The transcript has a single exon. NCBI's taxonomy places the organism in Eukaryota, Fungi, Ascomycota, Pichiomycetes, Serinales, Debaryomycetaceae. The coding region runs from base 1 to 1299 and encodes 432 amino acids. Gene Ontology annotation, biological process: fatty acid biosynthetic process.